This is a messenger RNA of Cynoglossus semilaevis (tongue sole), 887 nucleotides long. It is a transcript of the gene anapc16, whose product is annotated as anaphase promoting complex subunit 16. Gene Ontology annotation, biological process: protein ubiquitination. NCBI's taxonomy places the organism in Eukaryota, Metazoa, Chordata, Actinopteri, Pleuronectiformes, Cynoglossidae. The record is from RefSeq and is a predicted model, not a curated record. Bases 95 to 421 code for a protein of 108 amino acids. The transcript has 4 exons. Gene Ontology annotation, cellular component: anaphase-promoting complex; cytosol; kinetochore.
UCUACAGCGCAUUCUAAUAUUAUUGUUGCAACAAAAUAACUGAUUCUGUCGUAAACUUCAGUCGUAAAGCGUUUCAAUUGUCGUUAACAGGGCGAUGGCAGCGUCUUCUUCAUCGUCUUCUGCCGGAGGUGUGAGCGGCAGCUCAGUGACUGGCUCUGGAUUUAGUGCUUCAGAGCUCAUCCCACCAAGGAAAGUCCUGUAUACUUACCCUAAAGGCGCAGGUGAAAUGAUGGAAGAUGGCUCGGACAGAUUUUUAUGCGAGUCUGUUUUUAGCUACCAAGUGGCCUCCACCUUGAAGCAGGUUAAACAUGAUCAGCAAGUGUCUCGAAUGGAGAAAUUGGCAAGUUUAGUGGAGGAGCUGGAAGCAGAUGAGUGGCGUUACAAACCGAUUGAACAACUGUUAGGAUUUACGCCGUCAUAAGUCAAAAUGAACAAAUGCCAUUAUGUCAUUAUAAGUUGUUUUUUUUUAUGUUUUUUUUAAGCUUGCCCCAGUAUUUUUAAGUCUAAUGCAGUACAUUUUUUCUUCUGCUUGUAAGUUUGGAAACAUUUUUAAAUUUACUCUGUUUCAUUUUGUCUAAGCCAAUAAAGAGUCUAACAGUCCAACCUUCUCUGUGGCCUCUGGCAAAAAAAAAAUGUACAAAAGCAACAGAUCCGUUUUAGAGAGGUGUUUUUCCACGUUGCAGCUCUGUAACUUUUACAUCUAAAAACCUCAAGUGUGCUUAAGCUGUACUCUGAGUGUAUUUUAAUCAUCAGCCCUUGGGGAAAACAAAGUUUGCAAUCCUCCAAUUUGUGUGUUUAAUGGAUUGUUUUUUUAAAUUUGUUUUCACUCUGCUGUUCGUUUGUAUAACAUUGUAAAAAGACGAAUAAAUCGAAUCUCUUCACGCACA